AGGAGGAAGGCGCCGAGGAGAAGGCGCCCGGAGCCGGAGGGGGAGGGGGAGGAGCCCGGGGCCCCGACGACGAGGACCGAGCCGGAGCCCCAGCCCCAGCGCCAGCCCCAGCCCCAGCCCCAGCCCAUCCCCGCCGCCUCGGAGAUGUGACCGAGGCGGGAGACAAAAGGAGGCCGGGCCGCCCUUCCGUCCGUCCCUCCCUCCGUCCGUCCGUCCGUCCGUCCGUCCGUCCCCCCGUCCCCGCCCGCAUGCGGGACUGGAGCAGGAGCAGGAGCAGGGAGAAGGCGCGGGCGCGGCGGUGGCGGGCUGGCGGGGCCGCCAUGGGCAGGUGAAGGCGGGCUUGGAGGCUGGCUGCCCGCCAAGAUGGGGGAGGCCGCCCGGCCCGCCGAGCCCCGCCGCACCUUCAUCGUGCCCGACGUCAAGCCCUGCGACCACUAUGACUUCGCCAGGGCCAAGGUCGCCUGCGGUCUCGCCUGGCUGGUGGCCAAAGCCUUCGGGACAGAAAACGUUCCAGAGGAACUGCAAGAACCAUUUUAUACGGACCAAUAUGACCAGGAACACAUCAAGCCACCCGUCGUCAGUUUGCUUCUCUCAGCAGAACUCUAUUGUCGUGCUGGGAGCCUUAUUCUCAAGAGUGAGGCCGCAAAACCUCUUCUGGGACAUGAUGCUGUGAUCCAGGCUUUAGCACAGAAAGGCCUCUAUGUCACUGACCAGGAGAAAUUAGUAACAGAGCGCGAUCUGCACAAGAAACCCAUUCAGAUGAGUACUCAUCUGGCCAUGAUUGACACCUUAAUGAUGGCUUAUACCAUGGAGAUGGUUAGUAUAGAGAAAGUGAUCGCUUGCGCCCAACUGUAUUCGGCCUUCUUUCAAGCCACAGACUUGCCAUAUGAUAUUGAGGAUGCCAUCAUGUAUUGGAUAAAUAAGGUAAAUGAUCAUUUGAAGGACAUAUUGGAACAAGAACAGAAAUUAAAGGACCAUCAUACAGUUGAAACUCCAGGAGGUCAAAAGUCUCCUUCCAAAUGGUUUUGGAAACUGGUCCCUGCUCGUUAUAGGAAGGAACAGACCCUGCUGAAGCAGCUGCCCUGCAUUCCGUUGGUAGAAAAUCUUUUGAAGGAUGGUACAGAUGGUUGUGCCUUAGCUGCCCUGAUCCAUUUCUACUGUCCUGACAUUGUCAGACUGGAGGAUAUUUGUUUGAAGGAGACUAUGUCAUUGGCUGAUAGUCUAUAUAAUCUGCAGCUGAUCCAAGAAUUUUGCCAGGAGUAUUUGAACCAGUGCUGCCAUUUCACUCUUGAAGAUAUGCUCUAUGCUUCUUCAUCAAUAAAAAGUAAUUAUUUGGUGUUCCUGGCCGAGCUGUUCUGGUGGUUUGAAGUUGUGAAACCAUCGUUCGUACAGCCACGGGUUGUCAUUCAUCCACCAGCUGAAUCCGUGAGAGAUCCAUCUUCUAUUGCUGCUUUGAAUGCUGCCAGAAGAAACUUUUCAGAUGGUUCGUGCAGUUCGAAUUUCAUUUCAAGCGAGGAAGGUCCUGGAUUUCCACAAUCUCACCAUCGUCUUCUUGCCAGGCACCAACAACCUCAACCUCAUUCAGUUGCUCCAGGAGGAAUUAGAAGAUCCUCAUCCAUGUCUUAUGUUGAUGGCCAUGUAGGCACCUGGCCAAAAGAGAAAAGGUCCUCGGUUCAUGGAGUGUCAUUUGACAUUUCUUUUGAUAAGGAAAAUAGCAUGCAGUGCUCCACUCCAAACAGAGGAAUGACAAGGUCCGUUAGUAACGAAGGUCUUACGGUAAACAACAAUCGCAUCCCCAAACACAUUAGGAAAAACUUGUCCUUCAAGCCAAUCAAUGGAGAAGAGGGAACGAAAAGCAUCGAAGAAGAAAAUCCAAAAUGCAGUUUUCCUUUUAGUACCAAUGAGGUCAAUUCAAAUCAAAGCUUUCAGUACAAACUUCCAAAUGGUGCUCUGCAAAACAGGGUACAUCUAGAUGAUUUUGGCAAUCAGGUUGAGACCCCAAGCAUUGAAGAAGCCUUACAGAUAAUUCACGAUACUGAAAAAUCUCCGCAAACAGCCCAGAUAACAAAUGGGUUCUUUCUUCAUAAUCGGGAAAUGAGUAUCCUCAAUUCAAAUCUUUUGUUGAAUCAGACUAGCCCCGACAUAAUAAUAGACACAAAAGGUGCCUUAAGUCCCGUGACCGAUACCACCGAAGUGGACACUGGAAUUCACGUUCCUUCUGAAGAUAUUCCGGAAACGAUGGACGAAGACUCUUCUUUAAGAGACUAUACUGUCAGCCUGGACUCUGACAUGGAGGAACCCUCCAAGUUUGUUCAGGAUUCUGAUAUUCGGGCUCUCAAUCACCGAGAGGCCUUGAGUCCUUGUCCCAGUUCGGUAAGCACCAAGUCCCAGGCAGGCAGCAGUGCCUCUUCCAGCUCUGGAGUUAAAAUGACCAGCUUCGCCGAACAGAAAUUCAGAAAACUGAACCACGCAGACGGUCGGAGUAGCGGCAGCAGUUCUCAGAAAACAACACCCGAGGGCUCUGAACUCAAUAUUCCUCACGUUGUUGCGUGGGCACAAAUACCUGAAGAAGCAUCCCUUCAUCAGGGAAGAGAUACUACCCAACUCCUGGCCUCUGAAAUGGUACAACUGAGGAUGAAGCUAGAGGAAAAGAGGCGAGCCAUUGAAGCCCAGAAGAAAAAAAUGGAAGCCGCUUUCACUAAGAAGAGACAGAAAAUGGGAAGGACGGCAUUCCUUACGGUGGUGAAAAAGAAAGGCGACGGGAUAUCCCCGCUUCGAGAAGAGGCAGCUGGCGCCGAAGAUGAGAAGGUGUAUCAUGAGAGAGGAAGAGAAAAAGAACCUCAAAAAGAAGAUGAAUCAGUGACGAAGAGCACGACGGAAGGCACCAAAGACAGUGUUGAGAAUCCACAGGCUAAACGGCUAAAGUCUCCCACCACACCUGUGGAUCCUGAAAAGCAGUGGAACUUGGCCAGCCCUUCAGAGGAAACUCUCAAUGAAGGAGAGCUUUUAGAAUACACCAAAUCCAUCGAAAAAUUAAACUCUUCCCUGCAUUUCCUACAGCAGGAAAUGCAGCGCUUGUCACUGCAGCAAGAGAUGCUGAUGCAGAUGAGAGAACAGCAGGCUUGGGUCAUCUCACCCCCACAACCUUCUCCUCAGAAACAGAUUCGGGAUUUCAAGUCUUCGAGGCAAACGGGAAUGUCUUCACCAGUGGCCCCGUUCUCUUCAGAAUCCCCGCGCCCGACUCAUCCAUCCCCACAGUCUUCUAACAGGAAGAGCACGUCCUUCUCCGUUAAAAUGCAGAAGACUCCUAGGCCGAACGAACUGAAAAUCACCCCUUUAAACCGCACCCUGACCCCCCCACGGUCUGUAGAUAGCCUUCCUCGUUUGAGAAGGUUUUCCCCAAGCCAGGUUCCCAUCCAGACUCGAUCAUUUGUCUGUUUUGGAGACGACGGGGAGCGUGUAAGUGAACCUCAGUCCAAGAACACCAAACCUAGGGAAGAGGUAGGAAAGGAGGCUGGGCAGUCGAAAGGAAAUCGGGAACAGCCAGGACACAAUCCAGAAGAAAAAGAGAUCACAGCUUUCGAGUCGAUGGUUUCCGAAGUACUGUCUCAGCCCGUCACCGAAACUGUUCACCUCACACCAAAUGAGGAUCAGCUGAAGCAACCCAUUUUACCGCCUCCAGCUCCCAUCUUGCCAACUCCAGCUCCCAAAAGUGUUAAUUUAAUUGAGGUUUCCCUCUCGGAUUUAAAACCCCCAGAAAAGGCUGAUGAGUCGGUGGAAAAAUCUGAAGGAGAGAGUGAUAAAGAACAGUUUGAUGAUGACCAGAAAGUCUGCUGUGGCUUCUUCUUCAAGGAUGAUCAAAAAGCCGAGGAUGACAUGGCAAUGAAACGAGCAGCUCUCCUGGAAAAACGAUUGAGGAGGGAAAGGGAGACACUUCUUCGAAAGCAGCAACAGGAAGCAGAAUUAGAACACAAAAAGGAAGAGACAAGGCGUAAGACGGAAGAGGAACGUCAGAAAAAAGAAGAUGAGAAAGCACGUAGGGAGUUCAUUCGACAAGAGUAUAUGAGACGAAAACAGCUGAAACUCAUGGAAGACAUGGAUACGGUGAUAAAACCCCGUCCUCAUGGAGCCAAACAAAAAAAACAGCGUCCAAAGUCCAUUCACAGAGAUCAUAUUGAGUCACCUAAAACCCCAAUCAAGGGGCCCCCAGGGUCACGAAUUUAUCGUGUUUUUUCAGUCUCUAGCCUUUCCUUGGCAUCACUGAACACAGGGGAUAAUGACAGUGUACACUCCGGCAAGAGGACCCCAAGGUCAGAGUCUGUAGAAGGAUUCUUAUCUCCAAGUCGCUGCGGUAGUCGAAAUGGCGAAAAAGACUGGGAAAAUGCUUCUACGACGUCGUCAGUGGCUUCUGGUACCGAGUACACAGGCCCAAAGCUCUACAAAGAACCCAGUGCAAAAUCCAACAAGUAUAUCAUACAGAAUGCUUUGGCUCAUUGCUGCUUAGCUGGGAAAGUAAAUGAAGGUCAGAAGAAAAAAAUAUUAGAGGAAAUGGAAAAAUCCGAUGCCAACAACUUCUUAAUCCUGUUCCGGGAUUCAGGUUGCCAAUUCAGGUCUUUAUAUACCUACUGCCCGGAAAUGGAAGAAAUCAAUAAGCUGACUGGGAUAGGCCCCAAAUCUAUCUCUAAGAAGAUGAUAGAAGGACUUUAUAAAUACAACUCGGACAGGAAGCAGUUUAGCCACAUUCCUGCCAAGACCAUGUCUGCCAGUGUCGACGCCAUCACCAUCCACAGUCAUUUGUGGCAGGCCAAGAGACCAGUAACUCCGAAAAAACUUUGACCGACGAAGGCACAGUAUUGGGAAAAACAUUUACUUCAGAACAUUGUGGUGAAUUUGCACUUCAUCUUUCCUGCCUGUAGAAAAAAACAAAGUUUCUAGCUCCAAACUAGACUUUUAUUACUUAAAACUGGACGGAAAACUUUGUCGUCCUUAUGCACAACUGGAAUGUAAAUCUUAGUAUUUUGGAGUUGAGAAGAUUGUUCCGUAGGUGAUAAAGUUAGGCUGAUCAUUGAUGUUUGGAUUCCCGGCUGGAGAUCUGCCUGUGCUAACAGAGGAUACAGGGUACAUCCGCUCUAUAUUAGAUUUGAUCCACUGAAGCACCGAAUGUUCGUUCCUCUGUAGUAGUUGGGCAGAACCGUCGAAAAUAGGGUCGCAGUUAUGGGUUCUGUGCUUUUCUUAUACUUUUUGCCUUAUAUUGUCGUACGUACGUGUUUGUCUUCAAGGGUAGUACUUUGCUAAGAUUUUUCUCCACUAACAGAACUUCAGUCUUAUCCUCUAAACCCCAUUAAUUUUAAUGAUGGUUAAUGUGGAGACCGAAACGGUGAAUCACACCUCAAGAGGGGAUGUAGACGCCUCUCUUUUUGGAGGGGUUGAAGGAACACUAAGCUGAUUUUUAGUUCUGUCAAGGUCCUCGUAUUAUAAUGAUGUCUGAUUUAUUGAAAAAGUGAUUCCACUAAGUAUUGAGAAUUCUGUAUAAAUGAAUUAUGCACACAAGUAUUAACUACCAAGAGUUCUUUUUUUGAGCUGCUAGGAGAGAGGUUUGCUUGCCAUCACACAAGCGUAAUAACCAUUGGGGUAUUAGAGUCAGUUUUCUCUCACUUCUGCCCAACUCAGAAUGAGUCUGCUUUUCUUUUAAGAUCAAGUUUCGGGUAUAGUUUAGCAGAAACAAAUGACAUUGGGGAAAAGAGUUUUUCACUCUUUUGAAUCUUCGGAGACCUCCUUGCCCCAUCCUCGAAAGGUCAUUUCGUUACAUUUCCAGCCAGAGUGAAAUCACGUUCCUAACUUUUCGGCAUUAUUCCCAAGGGCUGCCUUUUUCUUCCUGAAUACUUUCUGACGGUUUCACACGGACUUUUAGUAGUCUUUUAAAAUCCUUUUUUAAGUAGCAGAACUGUUUUAGUUGAAGUGGACACGGGAAACCUCCGCCGAGUGACCCCUGGGUUUCUUUAACAGGGCAUUCAAGAGGGCUAGUUGGGUGGGGUAAGAGGAAACUCAUUCUCAGGAAAAGACUUGAAUGAUCAGAGAUCCUGUUAUGUUUCAGUGUUUGCGGCCCCAGUAAGAGUGAAAAGAAAAGGCAGUAUUGUACCAUAAGUGAAAUAUGUAGUUUGUUCUCUUUUGCGAGGGGUAGAAACUAAAGUCUGAACAUUUCUCUCAAAUGAACUGCUUAGAGAGAUGAAUUAACGCCUCACAUGAUGUACUUAUUUACUCAUUAAGGAAAUGAAUAGGAAUGAGAUGUCCCCGAAUCGUACUUUUUUGGAAUUAUUAUAAGGCCUUAGGCGUCAGUGCGUCUGGAUCGUUAUCAAGGUUUUCUCCAAAAUGCUGUCAAUAUUUUACUGUAAUUUAUGUUCUUAUAUUUAUGUAUAUUUGUUAAAACUGUAAAAAAAAAAAUUCACAGAUUUUUUCCAAUACCUGUGCAAGGUGUAUGUGUGGCUCAAAACUAUUUGUGACCUACUGUUUGCAUGUAAGAGACCAGGAUAUGUAACCCUUAUAUUUUAAGCGUCGACAUAUUGUGUAUAUAAUAUAUUAAAAUAUUAAAGAUGGGGGGUGGAACAUUCUACCAGUUGGACGAAAGCUCCCGUGACAAUUAAGUAUAUGGUUAUUAUUGAAUAAUCCCGUACUGAAUGAAGGCUAGUCGAGAACCACGGUAAAUAAAACUACUAGUCCGAAAGGUGGUGAGUAGUUAGUAGCCUUUAAAGAAGUCUUAAUAUAUUGAGAGUCAAGAAGUGUUUUUAAUUAUUAUUUUCUUUUUAAAAAUGGAUAUUUCCUUCGAUCUACUCACCCCCAGAUACUUCCCCUGCGUAAACCUUUAGAAUGUAACUAAACGGUGUUGAAAAAUCAGCUACCGGACACGUCGGAGGCAUCCCUUCCAGUCACUUCGUGUCGUAAAAAUGACUUUCAGAUAGUUUGGAUUUGACUAAAAGUUUGGCAAUCGAUGUUAAAGUACCGUAUGUGCAGUGUCUUAACGGUAGAAUCUGAAUAUUGCAGCUAACAUUUUAUUGUUUGCGGUUAAAAAAAAAUCACUGAAUAGGAAGAUACAUUUCCUUUUUAAGCCUGCAGAUUUUGUAAUUAUGGUGUGUCAUUAGUUGAGAAUCAGGUAAAAAAUCACCACCACCACAAAAAAAGGAAAAACAGUGCUUUUCACGAAGGCCAGAGUUUUACUGGUGGCCAUAUCGAAUUCUCUGGUGCUUUCACCGUCGGGGCUAGUGUUGUUAUGAUGAUUGCAGCUGUUACUCUUUGGAUUCAGUUUGCCAAAACUGUUUUAAUUUCAGUGAAAAACAUUCACAUUCUUAAGGUCAUCACAGCUAUGGAAGACGUUUCGAUUCCUCCUUGUUUUUGUUAUUUUCCUCCUAGCGGGACUCUUACCAUUUUUAUCGUUUGGCGGGCGGCCAAAUUCCGUUAUUUAAUCAUAGGCACUCUUAGGCAAUGUGCAGUGUAUGGUACAAGCUUACCUGUCCACUCGGAAGCAUUGCUUUCCUUUUUUUCCAGAUGCUGUGCUGUAAAAUAUUGUCAUGUUGCUAUUUCCUGGUACAGUGUAGUCCCCCCUCCCCAACCACCCCACCUUUUCAUUUAAAUAAAAGCAUGGCACUAAGAUGGUUA
Messenger RNA from Ornithorhynchus anatinus (platypus), 7650 nucleotides. It is a transcript of the gene CAMSAP2, whose product is annotated as calmodulin regulated spectrin associated protein family member 2. Gene Ontology annotation, cellular component: microtubule minus-end. Gene Ontology annotation, biological process: neuron projection development; negative regulation of microtubule depolymerization; cytoplasmic microtubule organization. NCBI's taxonomy places the organism in Eukaryota, Metazoa, Chordata, Mammalia, Monotremata, Ornithorhynchidae. Gene Ontology annotation, molecular function: calmodulin binding; spectrin binding; microtubule minus-end binding. The transcript has 18 exons. The record is from RefSeq and is a predicted model, not a curated record. The coding region runs from base 364 to 4836 and encodes 1490 amino acids.